AUGGUCGCAGUAAGGCGAGGUGCUGGCGUGCUGGGGCGUCUACGCCUGCGCCGAGGCGCUGCAUGGUCGGCGCUCACCCUCGUGGUGCUUGCUGUUGUCUGCUACAUGGUGAUGCUGCCGGUACUGUUGAAUAACAUGUCCAUACCGGCCACGACUACCGCAGAAAUACGGCUCAAUAAUGAGCGGCAGCAACAGCCGCAACGAGAGGCACUGUCGUAUGUUACGCAGCUUCUCACCUUGCUGAAACGCUUUGAGCUUAUGCACAACGAGAGCACGAAGGCUAUUGCAGAGGCUGGGGCAGCAGCGAAGAGUACAAUAGAGACACCUGAGUCGAUGCUGUCGGCGUACUACGAGGAGGACCUCGUGCGGCUUAACAACGCGCUAGAGAAGAGCCUCGACAGCGGCUAUGCCGAGCAUGUUGUGCACUCCGACGCGUACUGGAGCCCCUACCACGCCGUGCGCCGCGGCUACGGGCUGGAGGGUAGCAUCUUCGUUGGACUGCUGCAUCACGAGGCGUCGUACACAACCCGAAGAACAACACCGCCUAGGGAGGGCAAAUGCGCCAUGACGCUGAAGAACAUCUACGACAACGCACGUUGGCCCAUUGGUGUGUUUACGGGUGUUGUAGAAGUUGUCCUUGAUAGCGCUGCGAGAGCGAAAACAACGGCAACAGGGGGAGACCAGAGCGGAAACUCAACGUGGUCGCCCCUUCCGCCGUCUGUGUGUGUACCAGAGUCGUACCUGUCGAUGGACUGCGAGGAGCGGUAUGUCUUUUGCCCCGCAGACAAUAUUCGCGUUCGGCAGCUGCGUUUCCCAUUGCCGAGUGAAGGCGUGGAUAGUACUGCUGCAGCAACACCAAGAAGACGAACCACACGUACGCCCUUUUCCUCCGUCGCAGCGCAGCGCUACGCGACGCUGACGUUGUACCGCGGCGAGACGUACGUGCUGUUCCUCCGUGACGGGCUGCUGCUCGUUCCGCAGUGGGACGCGGUGACACGACUGCUGCUGCUGCAGUUGCCGUCUCGCCACUCGGUGCUAUCACAGGCGCCAAACACCGUGAGCGACGAGGCGGUGCGUGCGGCGUGGACUGGCGCCGUUAUUUCAAGCGUGAAUGGGCUAGUGCUGGCCUCCACACAGCUGUACCGCAACAUCAGUGGUGCCGCACAGCCGCCGACGCUGCGCCCGAUGGAUAAGAUUGAAAAAUGGAUGAUGACUUUUGAUUGGGCUCUCGACACGAACGCCGUGCGGCUGCACACAAGCGGCGGUGCAGAAAGGACAGGGAGCGUGAGUGGCACCCGUGGCGGGGACCUUGGCAUCACCGAAGCUGAGGUUGUGGAUCACGUGUUUGGCAGCAGUUCUCUCACUGAGGCACCAUAUACGAGUCGCAGUCGUCUUGACGGAAGCCAUGCCAGUAGCGGUGGCAUCGAUAUACGCUCAAAUGCCAACAAAGAUCGGACCCCCAACACGAGGCGCCGUAGAGAUAUUCAGCUGUACUGGCUCUAUCGCUUCCGCGAAGCGUUGCAGCGUCUACUUAUUCUGGAAGCGGCCAAACAGAACACGACGUCGUAUAUCGCUGGUUUUCGUCCAGAGAAGUUGGAUGAGUCGCUUCCAUCGCAGCAGCAGCAGCAGCAGCAAAAACAGCAAGCGAUGCCGCUGUUCUUUCACAUCACUAACGUGAAUCGUCUCAGUCAUGUUAUACAGGACAAGCGGUACAUGCAGCCGUCGCCAACACACUGGUGCACGGAGUACGGCGAGCAGGGGUGCCCUGAUGUGAUGUCCAAGGAUAGGAAGAGUAACACAAAACUGCCAUUCCAGUUGCUGUCGUGGAUCACUACGGACUUUCUCUUCGCACGCGCAGAGGCUUUUUUUGAUUACACACGCGGUGAUGAGAGUCACACGAGCAUCCACAGUGAGGGCAGCACCGCAAAGCGCGGUAGCGAUCAUGUACCCCUGGAUCCAUUCAUACAGUUUGUCACGCCUGAUGAAGAGGCGGUGUUGUUGAGCGCGCGCCUGUGGACGCACGGGUGGGACCUCUUCUCUCCAACAGAGCCGAUUGUUUUCUUCAGUGCGAGCAACACCGAGGCGACGUCGCGCGCAACGGAGAAGACGCACUCUCCAACGACGACGCGGCUGCGGUGGCGCAGUGUCGCACGUCUCUGCCACAUUCUCUUUGGAGCUCGCAGAGAUGGGAACGGGGAGGAUGCAUUCGCCGAGACGGAGUACGCGGAGGCGCUGCGUGAGGUGGGGCGCUACGGCCUCGGCGAGCGGCGGUCGCGGGAGCAGAUGCUGCGUUUUCUGGACUUGGAUGGCGGGGCAACGCAGCCGCAGCAGCGCUUUGCCGCGUGGUGCAAGGAUCACGGGAUGCGGUAG
This is a messenger RNA of Trypanosoma grayi, 2370 nucleotides long. RefSeq lists its product as hypothetical. Bases 1 to 2370 code for a protein of 789 amino acids. Lineage: Eukaryota; Euglenozoa; Kinetoplastea; Trypanosomatida; Trypanosomatidae. The transcript has a single exon. The record is from RefSeq and is a predicted model, not a curated record.